Molecule: messenger RNA, 678 nt
Organism: Uranotaenia lowii
Lineage: Eukaryota; Metazoa; Arthropoda; Insecta; Diptera; Culicidae
Product: protein KHNYN-like
Exons: 1
Coding region: 1-678 (225 amino acids)
Source: RefSeq, a predicted model, not a curated record
AUGAAAACACUUUCCGGAAACAGAACGACCGCCACAAAGCAGCGACGAGUUCCGCGCCGGGUAGCGAUCCAUCGUCCGAGGCGCCGGAGACAACCCUUUUGCCCGUUAAGUAGUGCUCGCAACAAUCCGACGGAGCUGGUACGUAGUACACACCUUUUGCGAACCGUUAACCCUCGCAAACGAACCGGCCAUCAGGAUUUGGAUAUUCCGGCGGAACAACGCCGUACUGUGGUUUGCGAUGGUGAGAACUUAGCCUACAAUCCGGUUUUCAAAUCGUUCGAUGCGUCUCGAAUAAGCGCCGCUGUUUCAUAUUUCGAAAGACUUGGUCAUCGAACAGUGGUACUGAUCCCAAUGGAAAUGCUCGAUCGACUAAAAAGCACCAACGUUUUGAACAGUUUAUACAACGAAAACAAAUUGAAGCUAAUGGAAAGUCGAAUGGCGGAAACCGGUGAAGAAAACACUGCGCUAGAAAUUGAGCUGUUACGAUACGCAAUACAAGAAAAUGCCGCCAUCAUUUCUGAAAGAGAUUUUCCAAAUUCAUGUAACGCAGACGGCAGCUUUAUGCCAGUAUUGCGUAACCGAGUGAUCGGAUAUUGCUUCUUCAAAUCUACGAUAUUUAUCCCGGAUGAUCCGUACGGACGAAGUGGUCCGUGGUUAAACGAUAUUCUGAGGAAAUAA